Paramecium octaurelia is the source of this 430-nucleotide messenger RNA. NCBI's taxonomy places the organism in Eukaryota, Ciliophora, Oligohymenophorea, Peniculida, Parameciidae. The record is from the annotation of a GenBank genome assembly.
CACAUGCUUAAGUUGGUUAUUUUCACCUUAUUCUUGAUUACAAUUUCAGCUAGAUUAGACCAAUAAGACCCUGCAGUUGGUAAGAAAAAUACAAGUUCAAACAAAUAAGAAAGCGAUGUUAUGAAAUAUAGAAGAGCUGCAGCCAUGGCCAAAGAAGAAUUCUAAGGUAUUGAACUGUAUUUAACAUGUUUAGAACUAUGUGGACUCAAUGGUUUUGUGUGGAAAUAGACAACAUAAGUCGAUACAUAAGUCGUUUCUGGAUUCAACUACAGCAUUUAUGGUAAGGUUUAGAAAGGCGAUUAAACCAGAACUGUUAAGGUUUCAUUCUACAUACCAGCUGGAUAAGAUUCAAGAAUUAAAGCUACCGGUUGCAGCAUUGUUGCUUGAAUAAAAUCAAAAUAUAUUUUAAUAAUGCCUUAUUCAUUUACAC